Molecule: messenger RNA, 1095 nt
Organism: Entamoeba invadens IP1
Lineage: Eukaryota; Evosea; Mastigamoebida; Endamoebidae
Product: tRNA pseudouridine synthase, putative
Exons: 2
Coding region: 1-1095 (364 amino acids)
Biological process (GO): mRNA pseudouridine synthesis; tRNA pseudouridine synthesis
Cellular component (GO): nucleus; cytoplasm
Molecular function (GO): pseudouridine synthase activity; RNA binding
Source: RefSeq, a predicted model, not a curated record
AUGAGUAACGUACAGCCCCUUACUAAUGAAAUAAAUCAAACAACAGAGAAGCGAGAAACUAAAACGAAGAAAGAGCGUGUGUUCGACUUUUCUGCAUUCAAAACACGACAUAUUGCAGUUCAUUUGAGUUACGUUGGGAUAGGGUAUUGCGGGUUUGCGUCGUCCACUCUCAACGAAGCAAACCUCACGAAUUAUCAAAAAUUGCAGAAUGACAACACUAUAGAGUAUUACCUCUUCCAAUCACUAUUUAAGACGAAGUUGAUUAACAGUAAAGAAGAUUGUAAGUACAGUCGAUGCGGAAGAACAGACAAAGAUGUUUCAGGGUUUGGGCAAGUCAUAGAUCUUUGGGUGAGGAGUUCACUUAAAACGGACAUCAUUGAUUACACUCAACAUGAUGGGGAUUAUGAUUAUUGUAGAAUGAUCAAUAGCACGUUACCAGUCGAUAUUAGGUGCCUUGGGUGGUGUGGAGUACCAGACGAUUUCAACUCGCGAUUUAGUUGUCUAUCGAGAACAUACCAUUAUUACUUCGAUCCAAGUGGAUAUGAUGUGGAAGCUAUGAAACAAGCAGCACAAUACUUUGUGGGCGAACACGACUUCACAAAUUUCUGUAAAAAGGAUCCGGCUGUGGAUCAUUGCAACAGAAAGGUGCUGAGCUUUGAAAUCGAACCAGUAACUCAUUUAAGUCGAUUUGUUGUGAAAGGAACUGCUUUCUUGUGGCACCAAGUGAGAUAUAUGGUGGGCGCACUUUUCUUAGUCGGGAGUGGGACGGACCCAAAGACGAUCAAAGAUUUGUUGGAUGUUAAUAACUUCACAAAACCAGACUUCUUUAAGUACGCCCCAGCUUACCCGUUGGUCUUGUUUAAGUGUGAGUAUAAAGAGGUGGAUUUUGUGUGCGAUUCAUCGAAUGUGAAAUUACUGGGUGAUUUGGUCGAUUCUUACAAAGAACUUGAGAUUAAAUGUUUGAUGAGAAAACAACUUGUUGAAAUGGCUUUGACCCAAAAGAUGGGAGAAGGAAAAGUAGUGAAAGACCAGAUGGAAUUAAUGAAGAAAAAAAAGAGUGAACUCAAACCAAAGAAGAUAACAAAAAAUGAUUGA